AUGAAUACCACCAACGUUCUCUUCCAGGUUGUAAUCUUCCUCCUCACCAACUUCGUAUUGUUCAUAUCCUCGGCGUCAAUUCCGACACAAUGUAAUAUACCAAACGACUUGAAAGUUCAAUACGAGAAACUAUCCAGCGCAGCGAUCGGUAAUAACUUUUUCAUACCAGCUGAAUUAGCUCCAGCGGGAAGUGACCAACAAGAACUGACCGAAGGGAAUAAAACUUGCCCAACAUCUUCUGUAUCUACUGAUAUCAUUCGCGAGCGUUCAACCUGCCCAUGGUACCUAAAAAUUACACACAAUUCGACAUAUUUUCCUCCAUCACGAACAGAUGUCGUUUGUCGCUGUUCAGACUGUCUCGACUCUGACGAUAACCACCAAUGUGUGAUGGUAUAUACUCCAAUGACUGUCCUGGAACAUACCGGUGAAUGUGUUGAUGGACUGUACGUUUAUAAACCAAGUGUCAUCGAUGUAGCCACAGCCUGUGUGUGUGCACGGAAAAUCAAUAUAAUACCCGAAGAAAAGGACUAAUAUGAGUCAUAAUAUCGGCCAAAAUCAUCAAACAUUCAAUUGUGUGUAACGCAAAAGUUUUUCAUAAUGUUAUGGAAGUUUCAGUAAACCA
This is a messenger RNA of Octopus bimaculoides (California two-spot octopus), 622 nucleotides long. Its product is annotated as interleukin 17-like protein. Gene Ontology annotation, molecular function: cytokine activity. Lineage: Eukaryota; Metazoa; Mollusca; Cephalopoda; Octopoda; Octopodidae. Gene Ontology annotation, cellular component: extracellular region. The record is from RefSeq and is a predicted model, not a curated record.